CCGUCAGCUUAAGAAAAAAAAAAAAAAAAACGACAAAGAAGAAGAGUGCAAUUGCUUAAAAUAUUUUGAUAAAAAUACCAAAUACAUGUGUGCGUUUUUUUUUGCAGAGGUUCUAUAUAUGUUAUAUGUUAUGAAUACAAAGUAAGCCCAUGUAAACACAAGAAUAUAAAUUAUUUAAAACUUCUACCAUUAAAUGAAAAAGAAAGGAUUAGAAGAACCAAAAGAAAACUCGUUAAAUAAACCAUAGCUACGCUUGUUUAACGAAAAUAGCUAUCUUUAUGAUUUUUUAUAAAACAAAACAAAUCACAUAUUUUUCACUUUGAACUUAUAUUUGCAUUGGAAUGCUGUUUUUCGUAUUUUAUAGAUUAAUUCGACCAUGAUACGCGAUUGUGAUGGAGCAAUAUUUAAAUUAAAACGACUACAAGAACGAAUCAUUCGCUAGUUGAGACACGUUCGAGUGACGUCUACAUGAAGACCUCGAAGCAUCGACAUAGCUGUUCAGCAAAAGGAGCAAGCCACGAUAGCAAACUGAAUGACAUGGCAAAAACAUCAUCUUUUCUGCCAUAUUCUGUGAGGAGUGCUACCACUCGAAAAAAAAUCAGCAGCCCCUCAUUGACACGCAAUCCUUGCAUAAGGAAAAUGCCAACAAAAGCGUUAGUUAGUCCAUACACGCAAAAUAGUAGUUUGUUAAAGAAAUGCACCCAAAAAUGCUGUCGUAAACAUGACGUCAAUGCUUUAGAAAAAUGCUACAAGCGUGUAUGCAAAGACGAUGUAUCGGCAUUCCGAUUGCUUUUCCGCAACCAAAAUCAGUUUGGGAAAGAAAAAAUUAUAUUGCAAGUGAAACCGGACAAUAUGCGACAUCAAAAUAUAUUACUGAAAAAACAAAUCAACCCAAAUUCAUUUCCGCCAAAAAAACCUCCUUAUGUACCUGCUUCGUUUUCAAAUGGCGCGAAAAAAAAGAAAAUUACUGCACGCUUUAUCAAAGGAAAGGAAAAAUCUUCAGUCAAGAAUGAAAAGUUUCAAACCUUAACAGCUAAUCAUCUGGUGGAUGACCGUAAUAAACCAACAAGGAGACUCAGCCAUCAAAGGAGUGACAGUAGCCUCGAACAUUUAAAUUCCAUCGAUAAGAAGGUUGGUAAAGGGAGUGAAAAAAUGAAAAAUAGCGUCGAUCCUAAGAUUUUUGAUGAAAUCAAUCAGGAAAUACUUCGCAAAGGAACAGUAGACGAAGAACUAAUUAACGUACCAAACUCUGGUGAUUUUUUUACCGACUCGAGAUGCUCGUCCUCGGCCUCUCGAAUUAUCGAAAAUCACAUUAAAGGACAUGUCAAAUCUGACAGCACACGUUUCGACGUAGAUUGGAAUUCAACGUCGAACGAAAGCCGAAACUCGCAAGUUUCCGACGAAAACAUUGCAGCGUCAGGCGCUUUUAUAAAAUGCGAGAUUGACAUGCAUGUUGUGGAUGAGAACGGCGAAAUGAAUAAGCCAGAAGUUUUCAUACCAGAUACUGAUCAUAAAUCUGAAGAAGAAACAGCAACAACCAACGGUGAUUGUUCACCAGCAAGAUUAAGCAGGCGUGAAGAACUCGUCAAACUGCUUAAUGAAUGUUCCGAAAUAGCAAAAGAAAUAAAAGACUUAAAAUUGCAAUCUUGAAACAGCUUUCGACACUAAACAUAUGCUCCGAAACUACUCUACAGCUCAAAGAAGAACAAAUAAAGUUAAUCACAUGUAAAGACGAGCUCCUGUACUUGUCUUCUUACUUCAGUAGAACUUGCUUUCAUCUACAUACUUAUCAAUCUUUGUGUUGAAAUACCUACUAAAACACCAAAAGGGAGUGUAAAUGUUGUGGUAUAUUAAGUACUACUUUAGCCGCGGAAGAAACUGUCGCAAGCGACUUUUUUAAGGUUUUGCAGAUGUAACAAUAAGAUUCCCAGAAUGUCACACUAUUUAUUUUGUUUCAAUAAAAUAUUGUCAA
This is a messenger RNA of Hydractinia symbiolongicarpus, 1972 nucleotides long. RefSeq lists its product as uncharacterized. The transcript is spliced from 9 exons. The record is from RefSeq and is a predicted model, not a curated record. Bases 469 to 1650 code for a protein of 393 amino acids. NCBI's taxonomy places the organism in Eukaryota, Metazoa, Cnidaria, Hydrozoa, Anthoathecata, Hydractiniidae.